AUGUGGAAAGCAGUAGACAGAAGGAUUUGUACAUCCACUACUGUUGUUUUACUUCUGAUAACUUUUAUUUCCAGUUCCGAAAGAGUUUAUGAUUUGCUGACUAAACAAGAUGGAAAAGAAUAUUCCCUGCAGAAUACUGCUGGAUUUCGAAUAUUUCAGCAGAUGCUUAAUCCGCAAUAUAAAGAGUAUGAAAACGGCUUUCCACCUGGAAUUUAUGGAUCUUCCGUUAUACCAACUACCAUAUGGUACCAAUACUGGGGAAGUAAAACUCCUGAAGAUAUGUUUCCGCAUAGUGCAAAUAUGUUCUUGGUGGAUGUAAACUGGCCUCAUAUAGUCACAUUGUGUGAUGAAAUUAAAUAUCCGCGAUGUUCAUGGCUUAUUUUCUCGCGUUGAUGCAACCAACUUCAUAUAAUCCACAUUUAUUACAAAAAAUAUUUGGAGAUGAAUUCAAAACACCGAGUGAUAAAUACUUUAUUACUCCAUUUCUACGUGGUGGAUGUUAUCCAUUAAGA
Messenger RNA from Heterobilharzia americana, 512 nucleotides. Lineage: Eukaryota; Metazoa; Platyhelminthes; Trematoda; Strigeidida; Schistosomatidae. The record is from the annotation of a GenBank genome assembly.